AUGACCAAUGUGUUGCAAAAGCUGUAUCAAGGCCUAGCUACCGCCAAGGAUAUAAUUCAUAACUUGCAGGAGAUGUUUGGAGAACAAAAUCGUAGUGCACAACAAGCAGCUAUAAAAGGCCUUAGGUCCACUAAAAUGGUGGAAAGUAGUCCAGUUUGGGAACAUGUCUCGAUGAUGAUUUCAUUCAUUAAUGUACCGGAGAUGCUUGGUGUAGAGAUGGAUGUUGAAACAAAGGUUGAUGUCAUCCUAUUUUCCAUACCAAAAUCCUUCAAUCAGCUUGUUUUGAACUAUUACAUGAAUAAGAUGGUGGUGACACCAUCUAAGCUACUCAAUAUGUUGCAAGUAGCGGAGAAUUUGAUAAAGAAGGAAAAGCCUACUGUCAUAUUGAUUGAAGAGGCAAGUGGCUAUUUUGACACUUUUCAUAUUUGCAAUAUGUUGCAAGGGCUCAGAGAAAACCCAAAGUAA
Molecule: messenger RNA, 465 nt
Organism: Theobroma cacao (cacao)
Lineage: Eukaryota; Viridiplantae; Streptophyta; Magnoliopsida; Malvales; Malvaceae
Source: RefSeq, a predicted model, not a curated record